Messenger RNA from Botrytis porri, 1455 nucleotides. RefSeq lists its product as uncharacterized. Lineage: Eukaryota; Fungi; Ascomycota; Leotiomycetes; Helotiales; Sclerotiniaceae. The transcript has 5 exons. The record is from RefSeq and is a predicted model, not a curated record. Bases 1 to 1455 code for a protein of 484 amino acids.
AUGAAUGUCGACUCACGUGCCAUCGCUUCCGUUACCGACAUCACUGGACUACCCGUCCUCAGAGACUUCGGGUUUGAGUCGCGAAAUCUUCUUACUCUUUACAUUCUCACCAGUUGUUAUAUUUUGACAUGCAAAAGACCCCACAAAGCAGAAAUCAUGGCAGAGCGCAAGCUUAUAAUCCAUGAUGGCCAGCCUGAAGAUUUUCAACUUGCUGUCACUGCAGUCCUGGAACUGAUCGAAAGCCGUUGUGAAAAACAGGAAAGUCUUCUACAAAAUUGCAAAUGCCUGAUUCUAUUCCCAUCUUCCUACUUUGGCUACAAACAGAAAGACAUAACUUUCGUCCAACUUUUGAAUCUCGUUCUUGAGAAGAAAGAGGAUAAGCUUACGUAUGAUCAUCUCUGGAAGGUAUCCGAUGGUUUUGCUCUUGUGCAAGAUCGUAUCUCGCUCAUUACCAAACCUGGAGAGAAGUUGUUCAAUGGCCGAACCAUCACUUUGUUGGAUCAUGGCCUACAUGACUCCUGUAGACGUCGUCUGCACUAUAAAUUGAGCUCGAAUGUGGCAAUUUGUAAUCAGGAAUUAUCACCACCCAGAAACAGCAACCAAGUAGGAAUUGACAAAUUUUCUGAUUCUUCGUUGUCCUCUUCGUUGUCAGACACCCUCGAUGGUGAAAAAGGCGGCAAAAACACCCCAGUUGAUAACUGCAGGCUGUCUUCAGAUUGUUUAAUGGAUUUUGACGACCCGCCUCGUAAUAUACCUGCUCUAGAAGCUAAAAAGCUCAUCAAAAUCAAAGAGGGAGCUAAUCAAUCUCGCGAAGCUCACCUCGAUAAAAUUGAACGAGAUAUCACUGCACGUGUCGCAGGGCUGCAAGCCCGGGAGUCGGACAUUGAUUUCCAUGAGCAAGAACUUAACACACGCAUUUCAGCAGUUUUGACGAGGGAGAAUGACGCUCUCGAAAUCGACCUCGAGGAAAGAGAAUAUGAUCUGGAUCAGCGAGAAUAUAGCGUUGAACAGGGGGAAACUGCCAAUGCGGAAUUCGAGGAAAUUACAAGAACUAAAAUUACUGCAGGACUCAAGUGUCGAAUUCUUGAUGCCGAGUCACUCGAAGAGUCCAUUGCAAUUCGCAACGCAGCACUAAAAGAACGCGAAGAGAGACUCGACGAACGAGAACAACUUGCGGUGGUUGAUAGAAAAGUAUUGGAGGUGGAGUGUGCAAAAGCCGCGAGUCGUAUGGAUGAGAUCAAGAUACACAAGGAUAUGGUCAAGGGUGCUGAAGCUUUGUUUCAAUCUCGCGAGAAAGCUCACGAGAAGAUCAGAGACGAGUUCGAAGCUAGAGAAACUCUGCUCGGAGUAAGAGAAGCUGCGAUCAAACUCAGAAAAGAUAAUGCUAAGGAAAAUCAUUUUGCAUUUUUUCAAAAAUCCUACAGGUCUAUUUUACACGGCUCUAGGGCUUGUUGA